Messenger RNA from Galeopterus variegatus (Sunda flying lemur), 3873 nucleotides. It is a transcript of the gene TTI1, whose product is annotated as TELO2 interacting protein 1. Lineage: Eukaryota; Metazoa; Chordata; Mammalia; Dermoptera; Cynocephalidae. Gene Ontology annotation, biological process: chromatin remodeling. Bases 49 to 3315 code for a protein of 1088 amino acids. The transcript is spliced from 7 exons. The record is from RefSeq and is a predicted model, not a curated record. Gene Ontology annotation, cellular component: cytoplasm.
CCUUCAGCCUGCAGGAUGUGUCCUCAGUGAGAAGAAGGCUAUUGCACAAUGGCAGUUUUUGAUACUCCUGAGGAGGCCUUUGGCGUCUUACGUCCAGUCUGUGUUCAGCUCACAAAGACCCAGACGGUGGAGAAUGUGGAACAUCUACAGACACAAUUACGGGCCGUUAGUGACACUGCCCUUCAGGAACUUCAGCAGUAUAUCCUCUUCCCUUUGCGAUUUACCCUGAAGACCCCCGGUCCCAAAAGAGAGCGCUUGAUCCAGAGCGUGGUGGAAUGCCUCACAUUUGUCCUCUCUUCAACAUGUGUGAAAGAGCAAGAGCUUCUCCAGGAACUCUUUUCGGAACUCUCUGCUUGUCUGUAUUCACCCAACUCCCCAAAACCCGCAGCUGUGUCAGAGGAGUUGAAAUUGGCCGUGAUCCAGGGACUCAGCACAUUAAUGCACUCAGCUUAUGGGGACAUCCUUCUGACUUUUUAUGAGCCCUCCAUUCUGCCUCGUUUAGGAUUUGCUGUAUCUUUAUUGUUAGGGCUGGCAGAACAGGAGAAAUCAAGGCAAAUUAAAAUUGCUGCCUUAAAAUGUUUACAGGUUCUACUCUUUCAAUGUGAUUGUCAGGACCAUCCGAGGCCUUUGGAUGAGCUUGAGCAAAAGCAGCUGGGGGAUUUGUUUGCUUCUUUUUUACCUGGAAUCUCAACUGCACUGACAAGGGUUAUCACAGGAGACUUUAAACAAGGUCACAGCAUUGUCAUAUCUUCCCUAAAGAUCUUUUACAAGACAGUGGGCUUCAUUAUGGCUGAUGAACAGCUCAGAAGAAUCUCAAAGGUCCAAGCAAAGCCUGCAGUUGAGCACAAAGUAGCAGAGCUGAUGGUUCACAGGGAAGCAGAUUGGGUAAAAAAUACUGGUGACAAGUUGACUAUCCUUAUUAAAAAGAUCAUUGAGAGUGUUUCGGUUCACCCACACUGGAAGGUGAGGCUGGAACUGGUAGAACUUGUGGAGGCCCUUCUUUUGAAGUGCAGUCAGUCGCUGGUCGAAUCUGCUGGUCCCCUUCUGAAGGCUUUAGUGGGCCUAGUAAAUGAUGAGAGUCCUGAAGUCCAAGCCCAAUGCAAUAAAGUUCUGAAAUAUUUUGCAGAUCAGAAAGUCGUGGUAGGCAACAGGGCCUUUGCUGAUAUCUUGUCAGAAAGCCUGCAUUCGCUUGCCACGUCUCUUCCCCGCCUAGUUAACUACCAAGAUGAUCAGGGUAAAUUCUGUACUCUCUCCUUGUUACUUGGUUAUCUGAAACUCUUGGGCCCAAAAGUAAACUUUGUCCUCAACUCUGUGGCCCACCUCCAGCGCCUUUCCAAAGCACUCAUCCAAGUUCUAGAACUAGAUGUGGCUGACAUCAAAAUUGUUGAAGAGCGGCAUUGGAACUCUGAUGAUCUGAGUGCUUCUCCAAAGACCUCAGCUGCUCAGCCAUGGAACCAAAUUCAGAGGAGAUAUUUCCGCUUCUUCACUGAUGAGAGGAUUUUCCUACUCUUGCGGCAGGUUUGUCAGCUUCUUGGUUAUUAUGGGAACCUUUAUUUGCUUGUGGAUCACUUUAUGGAACUGUACCGUGAAUCUGUGGUUUACCGGAAGCAAGCUGCCAUGAUCUUUAAUGAAUUGGUUACAGGGGCUGCUGGGCUGGAGGUGGAGGAUCUUCACGAAAAACAUAUUAAAACAAGCCCAGAGGAACUGAGAGAGAUCGUGACAUCUAUACUUGAAGAAUACAUAAGCCAAGAAAACUGGUAUCUGGUUACCUGUAUUGAAGCUGAGGAAAUGGGAGAGGAACUAAUGAUGAAGCAGUCAGGACUCCAGGCCAUCACAUCUGGUGCACACACCAGUCAAAUUACAUCUUUUCCAGCCUUCUCAAAACCAAGUCCCACUAUUUGCUCCAUGAACAGCAACAUCUGGCAAAUAUGCAUCCAGUUGGAAGGUAUUGGCCAAUUUGCAUUUGCACUAGGAAAAGACUUUAAUUUACUCUUAAUGUCAGCCCUCUAUCCAGUACUGGAAAAGGCUGGAGACCAAACUCUGCUCAUUAGUCAGGUGGCUACCAGCACCAUGAUGGACAUUUGUCACGCUUGUGGCUACGACUCUCCACGACACCUGAUCAAUCAAAAUUCAGACUAUUUGGUGAAUGGGAUUUCUUUAAAUCUGCGUCAUCUGGCUCUGCACCCUCAUACCCCAAAGGUCUUAGAAGUUAUGCUGCAGAACUCAGACGCUAGCCUGCUUCCUUUGGUGGCAGAUGUGGUUCAAGAUGUCUUGGCCACCCUGGACCAAUUUUACGAUAAGAGAGCUGCUUCCUUUGUCAGUGUUUUGCAUGCCCUGCUGGCAGCAUUAGCCCAAUGGUUCCCAGACACAGGUCAUCUCGGGCAACUCCAAGAGCAAAGUCUAAGGGAGGAGGGAAGUCAUUUGAGCCGAGGACCAGCAACUCUUGAGAAUAGCACCACAGCUGAAGACAUUGAACAGUUUUUGCUGAACUACCUCAAAGAAAAGGAUGUGGCAGAUGGAAAUAUCUCGGAUUUUGAUAAUGGAGAUGAGGAGCAGUCAGUCCCUCCAAAAGUGGACGAGAAUGACACCCAUCCAGAUGUGGAGCCAGCACUACCAGUGCAGAUCCAAAUAGCCAUGGACGUGAUGGAGCGCUGCAUCCACUUGUUGUCAGAUAAAAAUCUGAAAAUCCGCUUGAAGGUCUUGGAUGUGCUAGAUUUGUGUGUGGUUGUUCUGCAGUCCCACAAGAACCAGCUCCUUCCCUUGGCUCAUCGGGCCUGGCCCUCGCUUGUGCACCGACUCACAAAUGAUGACCCCCUGGCAGUGCUCAGAGCCUUCAAGGUUUUACGUACACUAGGAGGCAAGUGUGGCGAUUUUCUACGUAGCCGCUUCUGCAAAGAUGUCCUGCCAAAGCUGGCUGGCUCCUUAGUCACCCAAGCUCCCAUCAGUGCCAGAGCUGGACCAGUCUACUCGCACACGCUGGCCUUCAAGUUGCAGCUGGCUGUCUUGCAGGGCCUGGGCCCCCUCUGUGAGAGACUAGACCUAGGUGAGGGUGACCUGAAUAAAGUGGCUGAUGCCUGUGUGAUUUACCUCAGUGCCAAACAGCCCAUGAAAUUACAAGAGGCUGCCAGGAGCGUCUUCCUCCACUUGAUGAAGGUAGACCCCGACUCCACCUGGUUCCUCCUGAAUGAACUUUACUGCCCUGUGCAGUUCACACCUCCCCACCCCAGCCUCCACCGUGUUCAUCUGCAGGGGACCACUGGGCAGCAGAACCCCUACGUGGCCAACGUGCUCCACCUGCUUAGGGAGCUGCAGUGACCCCGCUCUCCCCACCGGGCAGGCAGGGACUGCAGAGGUCACCUGCUCCUCCUCCCCUCCCAGCCAGAAAUUGGGCUGACCCCAACCUGGCCGAAGGCAAUAGCAACACCAGCAGAGAAGGUGGAUUAGACAGUCAAUCGAUUUAUAAAUUGAUCGAUCACACAACUGCUUAGAAAUUGGAUUGAAGGAAAGUAGCUGACUGUUAUUUAUAUUUCAUUCCUUGUGUUUUCAGAUGACAUUGUCAGGUGGCUCUAGCUAUCUCACUGGCCACAGGCAUAAACCCCAGCACACGCUCCCUGAGCACAUAAAGAUGCGUGGGGCAGAGUUCUGAACUACGCAUGGCGUGUGUCCUCCAAGACCCUGAGGGCCACGUUUAAGUAUCUCACAUGUAAGAAUCUUCAGAAUACAACCCUGCCAUCACACACCCUCAUACAGAUCAGUCCCCUUCCUGAACAAACACACACCCCCUCUCAAAUAAUGGGAUGGUACUAUUUGUUGCACCUAACCUGUUUUUCAGAAGAAAAUGAAAUAAAGUCACUUCAUGGAUGAAAAGUGUGA